AUGUUCGGAGCGCGCGCUCGUAGUCCUUGUGUUUCGGCCUCAUGCGCUCCCGUUGGCUCCCCCUUCCUCCCCUCCCCUGCUCAUGUGCGUCGCAUCACGUGGGGUGGCGGGCGGCGCAGGUUCUACCACGCGUACGACAACUACAUGCGCUACGCCUUCCCUCACGACGAGCUGAAGCCGCUCUCGCGCUCCUACACCAACUCGCUGGGGGAGCUCGGCAACCUCCAGAUGCAGCACCUAUCGACCAACUACAAUGGAAGCGCUCUCACCCUCAUCGACUCGCUCUCAAGUCUGGCAGUGCUGGGCAACGUGAGUGAGUUCCAGCGGGCAGUGCGCUGGCUAGCAUCAUCGCUCUCCUUCCAUGCCGACGUGCGCGUCAACACCUUCGAGUGCAACAUCCGGCUGCUGGGAGGGCUGCUCUCCGGCCAUCUGCUCGCCCAGCACCACUCCCUGCUCCUCCACCCCCCGCCGCCCCCCACCUCGCCCUCCUCUCGGGGCACAGCUGACAGAAGGGAGGGAGCAGAGGGCGAGAUGGAGAAGGGGCAUGGAGCGCGGAGAGGCAGGGAAGAAGGUGCAGGUGCAGAGGGGAAGGGUACAGGGGCUGCAGCAGGCGACAAGCAGGAAGGGGAGCGGAGGAGUAUGGAUGAGGAGGGAGAGGGAGUGAGGGCGGGAGUGGAGGCGGGGGGGAACGAGGAGGAGGGGGAGACAGGGGCGUGGUACCGGGGCGAGCUGCUGGUGCUGGCGGAGCAGCUGGGGCGGCGCCUCAUGCCCGCGUUCAACACACCCACGGGCAUUCCCUACGCGUGGAUCAACCUCAAGUACGGGGUGAGGGCGGGCGAGACCACUGAGACCAGCACGUCCGGCUGUGGGUCGCUCAUCCUGGAGUUUGGGCUGCUGUCGCGCCUCACAGGCGAUCCGUGUUUUGAGCGGGCAGCGCAGGGGGCGCUGAGGCGGGUGUGGGGCAUGCGGUCGGCGGUGGACCUGGUGGGGACGACGCUGGACGUGGCGAGUGGGCAGUGGGUGGAGGGCAACACGGGCAUCGGUGCAGGCGUGGACUCCUUCUACGAGUACCUGCUCAAGGCCUACGUGCUCUUUGGCGACCCCGACUACUGGCACAUGUUCCAGGUCGCCUACACCGCCACCCAGCGCUACCUACGCACGCCCCACCCCUCCUCCUGGUACCAUGAUGCGCACAUGCACACGGGCAGCCCCACCUAUCGCCAAUUCGCCAGCCUCCAGGCCUUCUGGCCCGCCCUGCAGGUGUGCUGCCUCUGCCCAGCUCCCCUCUGCUCUGCUCCGCUGCACCUUCCCACCACCACUCCUUGCCCCUCGAUCCUCGCUCUGCCGUGCCUCUACUGCACUGCGCCCAUCAUCUCUCCCAUCCGUCCCUGCCCCACACUGCCUUGUGCGCCCUGCAAAGGUGCUGGCAGGUGA
Messenger RNA from Closterium sp. Naga37s-1, 1434 nucleotides. The record is from the annotation of a GenBank genome assembly. NCBI's taxonomy places the organism in Eukaryota, Viridiplantae, Streptophyta, Zygnematophyceae, Desmidiales, Closteriaceae.